Messenger RNA from Ochotona princeps (American pika), 2517 nucleotides. RefSeq names its product SEC14 like lipid binding 5 (gene SEC14L5). The record is from RefSeq and is a predicted model, not a curated record. Gene Ontology annotation, cellular component: cytoplasm. Bases 15 to 2078 code for a protein of 687 amino acids. The transcript is spliced from 15 exons. NCBI's taxonomy places the organism in Eukaryota, Metazoa, Chordata, Mammalia, Lagomorpha, Ochotonidae.
CUGGGAACGCCUGCAUGGUGAACAUGGUGCAGAAGUACCAGUCUCCUGUCCGCGUCUACAAGUACCCCUUCGAGCUGGUCAUGGCGGCCUACGAGAAGCGCUUCCCCACCUGCCCGCAGAUCCCUGUCUUCCUGGGCAGCGAGAUCCUGCGCGAGUCCCGCAGCCCGGACGGCGCGGUGCACGUGGUGGAGCGGAGCUGCCGGCUGCGUGUGGACGCCCCGCGCCUGCUGCGGAAGAUUGUAGGCGUGGAGCACGUGGUCUUCGUGCAGAGGAACGUCCUGAACUGGAGGGAGAGGUCGCUGCUCAUCGAGGCUCAUAACGAGACCUUUGCCAGCCGCGUGGCCGUCCAGGAGAACUGCAGCUACACGGUCCACCCUGAGAAUGAAGAUUGGACUUGCUUCGAGCAGUGUGCCUCACUGGACAUUCGUUCUUUCUUUGGCUUUGAGAAUGCCCUGGAGAAGCUGGCCAUGAAGCAGUACACUGCCAGUGUCAAGAGAGGCAAGGAGGUGAUUGAGCAUUACCUGCAGGAGCUCCUCUCCCAGGGCACCUCUCACAUUCCCCGGUGGACACCUGCCCCUGUCCGGGAGGAGGACAGCUGCAGCCAGUCAGGCCCGCAGGACCUCGGUGUUCAAGGGGAGACCGUGGAUGCAGAUGGCAACGUGUUGGACACCAACUCCAUGGAGAGGCGCCUGGGCCACCUCACCCCCACGCAGGAGAGUUGCCUGACCCAGUUGCGACACUGGCUGCAGGAGACCCACCAGGGCAAGAUUCCCAAAGACGAGCACAUCCUUCGGUUCCUGCGGGCCCGUGACUUCCACCUGGACAAGGCCCGGGAGAUGCUGUGCCAGUCCCUGAGCUGGCGGAAACAGCACCAGGUGGAUCUCCUCCUUCAGACCUGGCACCCCCCUGCCCUGCUGGAGGAGUUCUAUGCUGGGGGCUGGCACUACCAGGAUAUUGACGGCCGCCCGCUCUACAUCCUGCGCCUGGGCCAGAUGGACACCAAGGGCUUGGUGAAAGCAGUGGGGGAGGAGGUGCUGCUGCAGCACGUGCUGUCCAUCAGUGAAGAAGCACAGAGGCGCUGUGAAGGGAGCUCCAAGCAGCUUGGCCGCCCCAUCAGUUCCUGGACCUGCCUGCUGGACCUGGAUGGGCUCAACAUGCGGCACCUCUGGCGGCCCGGCGUGAAGGUGCUGCUGCGCAUGAUUGAGGUGGUGGAGGCCAACUACCCCGAGACCCUGGGUCGGCUGCUCAUCGUGCGAGCGCCCCGCGUCUUCCCAGUGCUCUGGACGCUGAUCAGCCCUUUCAUCAACGAGAACACCAGGCACAAAUUCCUUAUCUACAGUGGCCGUGACUACCUGGGUCCUGGGGGCCUGGUUGACUACCUGGACAGAGAUGUGAUCCCCGACUUCCUCGGGGGACAAAGCCUGUGCAAUGUGCCUGAGGGAGGCCUGGUCCCCAAGUCCCUCUACCUGACAGAGGAAGAGCAGGGGCAUGCAGAACAACUGCGGAAGUGGAGUGAGACCUACCAUUCGGCCAGCGUGCUCCGAGGGGCACCCCACGAGGUGGUGGUGGAGAUUCUGGAAGGAGAGUCGGUCAUCACGUGGGACUUUGACGUCCUGCGAGGCGACAUGGUGUUCAGCUUGUACCACACCAAGCAGGCACCCACACCGGCAGCCCAGGAGCCUGGGGCCAGGGCCGGCAGGCAGCUGAUUGACAGGAGCUGGGUCCUGGGUGUAGAUUACAGCCACGUGCAGGCCCCGCUGCUCUGCCGGGAAGGGGAGAGCAUCCAGGGCUCCCAUGUGACACGGUGGCCAGGGGUUUACCUGCUUCAGUGGCAAAUGCACAGCACCCCUGGUGGCAUGGCCUGCAGCCUCCCGGGUGUGGACGGAGUCCUCACAGCCCUGCACAGCCCCGGGCCACGGGGCAAGCUCCUCUACUACUACGAGGUGCUCGCGUCUGAGGACUUCAGGGGCUCCAUGUCCAGCCUGGAAUCCUGUACCAGUGGCUUCUCCCAACUCAGCGCUGCCACCUGCUCUUCCUCCUCUGGCCAGUCCCAUAGCAGCUCCCUGAUCUCCAGAUAACCAGGGUCUACUGCUUACCUCUCUUGAGUCCAGAAGUCUCCAGGAUGAGAAGCCAGCUUGCUGCUACCAUGGGGCCAGCAAACCCGUGGACUGGAGCCCUGGACCAAGAUGCUGCCCUCCAUGGAACAGGUGUGGAGCAAGCAGCAAGGACCCAGCUCCCGGCCAGUGUGUAGUGUGAGCCCCCCAAGACAGUGAGACACUGCUCUCUCCUGCGGGCUUUGCCUACAGAAAGGCCGAGGUGUGGACCGGCCCACCUUUGGGUUUCCUAGGACAUGAGCCUGGUCUGUUCUUUCUGGGCUAGCUGCUUUCUCCCCGUGUGCCACUCCCAGAGUGGCCUCUUACCAGCAGGAACUGCCUCCCUUCAUGCUCUUCCUCCAUCCCUAUUAACUCUCCCAGCCAACCUGUGCUGUGGAGGAAGACAGGGCUAGGAAGUAGGUAG